AUGAGCUCACCCGUUUUGAAACAAGAAGGUGAUAACACUGAGAAUUUACUGAAAACCGCCAUAAUAGUUUCAAAUCUUUCAAGGGAAGACUUUGUGGCAAAAUCAUCUACAUUAACUACAAAGACCUUGUCGUUUGUUGAUAGCAUUAAGUUGACUACUUUGAGUUUGAAGACCCCCGAAGGGGUUGGUUACGUGGGUGAUGAAUAUUAUUUGAAUAAUAUAGAGUAUUGGUCAGCCUUACCUACGUUGAAUAGAAUCAUCAUCAUUAUGCGUUCAGAGGAGGGCGCUUUAAAUCUAUAUAAUCAUUUAAAGACAGAUUCUAACUUAGAUCUCGCGGGCAAAAACAUCAAAGUAUCGCUACAGGAAAAUUUACUCAAGUCAUCCAAGUCUUAUGAUUCCCUAGCUGAUGCAAAUUCGUUAUCCGUUACUAAGACUUUGGCAAAUUUCAAGGAUUUUCACACUGGUAAGACUAAUGAAUACACAGAACCGGAGCCUCAGCCCUUCAAUGCUAUUGAAGAUCUUUCAAAACUAGGAAUUGAUUUGCUAAGCUACAACAAUAAUGAGCAGUUAAACGAAUUGAAGGACACUUCUAGUGUUAAAAGAACAAGGUCUUUAACAAAAACAUUAUUCAAGCCGGAUUUGAAACUUACAACUAGUUUUUCCAGCUCAAGCAGAGGUUCUGGUAGCAAUACGCCAUCUAGUCCGACUAUUACCUUAGAUGAUGGCUUUUGA
Molecule: messenger RNA, 732 nt
Organism: Priceomyces carsonii
Lineage: Eukaryota; Fungi; Ascomycota; Pichiomycetes; Serinales; Debaryomycetaceae
Exons: 1
Coding region: 1-732 (243 amino acids)
Source: RefSeq, a predicted model, not a curated record